GAGUGGUGCAGUGAUCAAUAAGGAUGGAAUUUUUAUCACAUCUCUCCCAGAUAAAAUUUCACGUUAGCGGCGUUGAACAUACAGUAUAUACAGAUGAUGUCACCCCAGAGACCACCCUUAACACUUAUCUUCGGCAAAAAGCCCAUCUUACAGGGACCAAAAGAAUGUGUUUAGAAGGCGGGUGUGGUACCUGUGUGGUUGCUGUAGAAGAAACGGUUAAAAAUAAAAGAAUAAUAUUUGCCGUUAACUCGUGCUUAGUGUCGAUAUUCUCUUGUCACGGAUGGAAAAUUCACACUGUCGAAGGAAUCGGUGGUCCCUUAACGAAGUACCACCCUAUUCAAAAGCUCCUAGCUGACAACAACGGGACACAAUGUGGGUUCUGCUCUCCCGGGAUGGUUAUGAAUAUGUACGCCUUAUACGCGGCAGGAUCUGUAACUCAGAGUCAAAUAGAAGAUUCUUUCGGGGGCAAUAUUUGCAGGUGUACUGGAUACAGGCCGAUUUUGAGUGCAUUUAAGAAAUUGGCAUCAGACGCAGAUGACAAAAUAAAUUUCGAAAAUGGGGAUAUUGAGGAUCUUAAAAUUUGCCAAAAGGGUAAUUGUUCUGAGGAUUGCAGCAUCAACUGCGACAAGAAAAAAACAAAUAUUUAUUUUGGAUUGAGGACAUCGAAAUGGAUGAAAGUUUAUUAUGUAAAGGAUCUGCUAGAAAUUCUCAGGACUUCAGGAAGUGCAACUUACAUGCUAGUUGCUGGAAACACUGCCAGAGGUGUUUACGGUCAAUCAGAGAUCCCAGAUAUUUAUAUUGACGUAACAAGUGUGGGUGAACUUACAAAUUAUUCAUUUAGCAAUAAUACUUUGAUCCUUGGAGGAAAUUUUACCCUUACACACGCCAUAGAAUUAUUCGCUAAAAUAUCAAAAGAAAACAAAAAUUUCUCUUAUUUAUCGGAUAUGGAAGAACACAUCAAUCUGAUAGCCAAUGUUCCAGUGAGGAAUAUAGGCACCAUUGCUGGAAACUUGAUGAUAAAAUACACCCACAACGAUUUUCCUUCCGAUAUUUUCCUAAUUAUGGAAACAUAUAACGCGGUUAUAGUAAUAGUUGAUACCGAAGAAAACGAAGUAAUGGUGAGUCCUCAGGAAUUUCUCAAGGAAGAUAUGAAUAAAAAAGUUAUUAAGCACAUUAUACUGACAGGUUACGAUAGCUCGUAUAGGUUUUUAUCAUACAAGAUAAUGGCGAGAGCGCAAAACACCCAUGCACUCGUGAAUGCUGGUUUUCUAUUUCAACUUCAAAACCAGAAUGUUGUAUCCGCCAGGAUCGUAUACGGAGCGAUAAAUCCUGAGUUUGUCCAUGCCACAAAAACGGAAAACUAUUUGAAAGGAAAACAUCUGUUCGAUAAUAACGUUUUGCAGGGAGCUUAUCAAAGUUUAGACGACGAACUUCAUCCAGAUUAUGUGCUGCCGGAUAGCAAGCCAGAAUUUCGGAAAUUAUUGGCCAUAUCUUUAUUUUACAAGUACGUGUUAAAUAUAGCUCCCGAUGGAGUAGUUGCGAGUAGGAUCAGAAGUGGUGGAACUCUUCUGCAAAGACCGAUUUCAUCAGGAAUACAAGAAUUUGGGACGAAUACAAAAAAUUAUCCCUUGGGGGAACCAAUCAUUAAAGUAGAGGCAUUAGCUCAAACUUCAGGAGAAGCUCAAUAUAUAGCAGAUAUUCCCGAUCUUCCAAAUCAAUUAUUCGCAGCAUUUGUGACAGCCAAGACAGUGGCUAAUUCUCAAAUUCUUACUAUUAACACUGCGAAAGCUAUGAAAAUAAAGGGGGUUGUGGCAUUUUUCGGGAAAGAUGACAUUCCUGGUGAGAAUACAUUUAGUCCAAAAACAGGCGAUUUUCCAGUACAAGAAGAACUAUUCUGCAGCGGUAGAGUUCAGUAUUAUGACCAACCAAUAGGUAUAAUAGUAGCUAAAGAUCACGAUGUAGCUGUAGAAGCAGCUGAAUUGGUUGAUGUGACGUAUUCGAAACCAAAACAAAAACCGUAUUUAACCGUUAAAGAUGUUCUCAAAGCAAAAGAUAAUAGUAGAAUUCAUCACCAAACAACAGUUGUUCCAAAAGGCAAAGGCACUGACGUUAAGCACGUUGUAAAAGGAAACUUCUUCAUAGGAAUGCAAUACCACUUUCAUAUGGAAGUACAAUGUUGCAAUGUCGUUCCCACUGAGGACAGUUUAGAUUUGUAUCCUUCAACGCAAUGGAUGGAUCUAGCACAAAUUGCUUGUUCAGCUGCUUUAAAUAUUCCCAUGAAUAGAAUCAAUGUCCAUGUUCGUCGGUUGGGAGGUGGUUUCGGUGCGAAAAUAAUGAGGAACACCAUAGUUUCCACUGCCGCGGCCCUGGCAGCUCACAAACUGAAGAAACCUGUGAAGAUGUGGAUGCCACUGAAGAAGAACAUGAACGUUGUGGGCAAGAGAUACCCCCUCUAUACCAACUACGAGGUUGGAGUGAACGAUCAAGGAGUCAUCCAGUAUCUGGAAGCAGAUUUGUACUCGGAUUUCGGAGUUGGUGGAAAUGAGCCGAUAGAUAGUCUGCUAAUAGAUUUGUUCGAGAAUUGUUAUGACACGAGUAGAUGGUCUUUUUCGACGUAUACAGUCACUACGGACACUCACGCUAACUGCUAUACUAGAGCACCUGGUACCCUAGAAGGUCUGGGUUGCAUAGACAGUAUAAUGGAGCACAUAGCCUACUCUAUAAAUAUGGAUGCAGCAGAUGUGAAACAAGCCAAUAUUGAUAAAAAUAAGUAUCCAAAAGUUGUGAAAUUCUGGCAAGAUAUGCAAACGUGGGGAGAUAUUGCUAAAAUGAAGAAUACCAUAAAAGCUUUUAAUGCGGCGAAUCGUUGGAAGAAAAGAGGCAUGUCAAUAGUGCCGAUGGCGUGGACUUUAGAGGUUGUUUAUAAUUACACCGUGUUGGUUUCCAUUUUUCACAGUGAUGGCAGCGUCGUUGUGUCCCACGGAGGGAUAGAAAUUGGACAAGGCAUCAAUACGAAGGUAAUUCAAGUAUGCGCCUACAAAUUUGGAAUACCGCUUUCGAAAGUCACUGUUAAGCCAAGCUACAACGUGAUAGCACCAAAUUGUUCGACCACUGGUGGGAGUGGAACAAGUGAGUCAGUAUGUUAUGCUCUUCUAAAAGCAUGCGACAUCCUCUUAGAGAGAAUGAAACCAAUCAGAACGAAGAUGGGUAAUCCGUCUUGGGAAGACUUAAUAAGACAAUGCUUCAAGUCCAACAUUCAGUUAACUUCAUCAGGAUUUUACUCUGAAGAUGAACCAGGUAUCCAAGAAUACCCAAUUUAUGGGGUUUGUGCUGCGGAAGUAGAAGUAGACAUUUUAACGGGCCAGAAUCAGAUUUUAAAGGUAGAUAUCAUUGAAGAUGUUGGAGAUAGUAUGAGUCCCCUUAUAGACAUCGGUCAAGUGGAAGGUGCAUUUGUAAUGGGAAUCGGGUAUUACACCACAGAGGAAAUUAUAUUUAAUGAUGAAGGAGAAAUUCUUACGAAUAGGACUUGGAAUUACAGACCUCCUGGAGCUAAGGACAUCCCUAUCAAUUUUAGGAUAAAAUUUCCAGAAAAUAACCCAAAUCCUGUGGGAGUACUUAGAUCAAAAGCGGUUGCUGAACCACCAGUUUGUAUUUCGUGCAGUAUUCCUCUGGCCAUCAGGAAUGCUCUAGCUUCAGCCAGACAGGAAGCUUCUCCAAAUCAACCAAAAUGGUAUCCCUUUGAUGGAACAAGCACUGUUGAAAAUACCUUAUCUAAUUCCUUAAAUACUUAUCAGCAAUAUGUGUUAUGAGGUUUGAUUUUUAAUAAAUUUGAAUUUUAAAAGGUGCA
Anoplophora glabripennis (Asian longhorned beetle) is the source of this 3847-nucleotide messenger RNA. RefSeq names its product probable aldehyde oxidase gad-3. The coding region runs from base 24 to 3809 and encodes 1261 amino acids. The transcript is spliced from 22 exons. Gene Ontology annotation, molecular function: FAD binding; oxidoreductase activity; iron ion binding. NCBI's taxonomy places the organism in Eukaryota, Metazoa, Arthropoda, Insecta, Coleoptera, Cerambycidae. The record is from RefSeq and is a predicted model, not a curated record.